AUAUAUUUUUUUAAAAUAGCGUAUUGAACACGAAAUGAAUCAAUACACCAAUUAAUUCAUUAUUGAAUGAAUUGGUGAUAAUGACGUCACGAGUAGUUUCGACAUACAUUGCUCUUUCACGCGCGUUUGGCGCCACACCACGAAUGCUAGCGAUGCAUGCUAACUCCUAGCUCCUUUUCCCCCCCCUCUCGACGAGCUGACUGCUUUAAAAAGAUUUGACCAAUGGAGAAAGUUAAGCAGGAUGCUACUUUACAAACUGACAGUGAAAGUUUGCCACUUGCCCCCAAAAGACCAAGGACAGACUGUACGUGGAAGUCUCUGUUGACAUCACAAAUCUUUGAUUCCCCAUCAUUGAUCUCACCUGGAAAUGCAAGUCUAGUAUUCACAGAACAAAAUGGACAUGCUAGGGCUGGAAAAUCAUGUGAACAAGCUCAAGACACUGAAAUAAAUGUCAGCCCCGCUGCUGAAGUCAAAACAACCCACACAGCAUCUCCCAACGAGAACCGCUUCCUUCAUAGCAAACGAUAUGAUUCGCAAGUCCAGCUUUUAUCAGGGUCUCAGACAUUCAAAGACUGCACCAGUGAGAUGUCCAGUCGUAUUGAGUGGCAACGACACGAGAAAUCACUUGAAGACAAACCUCCUGGUGAUUGCAGCGUGCCUUCUAAAAAUGGAAUUUCAAUUGACAAGGAGGUCGAAUGUCAGUCUGAUUUCUCUCGUGACGACAGUGUUGCCAGUUUAAGUACACAAAGGGAAAGUAAUCACAUGGAGGACGAGCACAAUUUUGCUGAUAAUAUUGUCCAAAUGGAAGAAAAACAGAAUGAGAAGCGAGACAAAUCGCAAUUAUUUGACCUUACACCUGAUGAGGACAUCCCUGUAAUCUUGGUAGAAGACAAAAGCAAAGUGAAGAUUUACGGUGGCCCUGCUGUGUGCGACAGGGAAACGAAUAACGACAAUGGAAGGAGUGCUAUCUCUUCUUCCGUUGAAUGUACUGAGGGAUCACUUAUCUCUUACGACAGUGCAUCAGCCAAAAAUAUUGCCACCCAGACAGGUAGCACUGAUGACAUUGGGUGUGCAAAAGGAGAGCUUGGUGAGCUGACAGCCGAAGCACAGGGCAAAAUAGUUGAUCACACACCGGAGAAUCACAUGUCUGCGAGGUUCUGCCGAGAGUGUGCUGAAGGAGAUAAUGAUGCACAUCCUCUCAGUGUAAUUGAUCCUGUAGUCUCGGAAGAAACUGUCAGGGAGGCUGAAGGGAAUCACUUCAAUUCAGGGAGCAGCGCAAGUGAAGUAUUACCUCCAUCAGUAAAAGUCUGUGAGCUGGAAACACCUCUUGCUCUCAUAGCUGACGGCAGAACAUUAGACACGGCAGUGCAGUUGUCUAACCAGAGUGUACCACUGCAGCAGAAAGACGAAAAAGAGAACUUGAGUCAAUUAUAUACCCAAACUCAGUCAUACUGCGUUGGCUCCAGUGAGACACAUAACACAACAAGCUGUGACGGCAGCUGUCCUUCGGCAUCGAGUCCACAACGGCCUAGAAAACCUUUUCCAGCUGGGGACGGAAUAGAAGAAAGCAGUGGAAGUAUGGGACAUCAUGCACACGAGCAGCCCAGCUGUUUGCCUGUCAGCUGCGACAAUCCGAAGGCUCAGUACGUUGAGCAUCCCUGGUCUGGAACUGGCACGACAGACGAGCCAGUCUAUAUUCAAGAGAUGGCAGGUCUUGCUAAUGAAUGUGGACUGUAUGAAUAUAAUAUGAAUGCAGAGGAAACAAUGCUGCAACACAAUAGACAAGACAAUGACGUCAUGACUGAGCAACCACCCGUAGAGGGCUUGACAGAGGCGACCAGGCGAAUCGACGAAGAUUCGCAUUGUUUUUUCACUGAAUACCAGCAAACAGAUGAGACGCUGGAAGACAAAGAUGAGCUUUUGGCCGCGUGCUUUCCUUCAAUCAACGAUGCAGUCGUACCAGGCCCACACGAAUUAAGCCCGAAAUUCUGCUCACAAAGCGAAGACAUCGCAGCGGUUCUCAAAAAUAAGGACACAUUGUCACCAGUGCCAUCUGCCUUCUGCCUCUACACUGCCAUGCCAGGGGGCUUUGACAACUUCCACAAGCUCCAACUGUCACCAGAUGAUGAUGAGGAUGAUGAUGUUGGCCAAGAUCACACCAGCAUGGCCAUGAAGCUAAUCAAAUCCCCCCAAUUGAACCCCUCCGUGUCAGAAUCAGAGGGUGAUGAGCAGGAGCAGAUGCCAAAAGAGACUGAGAUGGACCAGAUCCAUGAGAAGGGGGGCACAUUUGAGUGUCACACUGACGACUCGGCCAGUGGAAGUUUUGACAGUGCUACCAACUGUACUGAACUUGUCUCAGGGCAGGAACUCAUUGCUUCAGAAAGUCACCCAAAUGAGCCUGCCACUGAUUCCUCUGGGAGCAACGAACCGCGCUCGAUCCAGUACCCAGAAUUUGACAUGAAAAAAGAAUUUGACUUGGUCUUGAAGGAGCUGAAUCUGUAUUUCCUUAUUAGUAGAAGUGAUUCUGUAUGCGUCAAUGAAGCGCCAACACUUGAGGAGUGCAGUGAUGUGAUGUGCUGCCAAGCUUCUCAGGGUAAAGGUCACAUCAGCAGCGCAGAACCGGCGCUCCACUGCAACCAAGCUUCAGACCCUGAUGAGGACCGCACUGUGCAAAUAAGUGUAACAGAUCCAGAGUCAUGUCGUCAUGGUGGUGAACAGGAAGUGCCCAAUGGCCGCCACCUUCCCCACGAAGCAUCAGAUCCCUGGCAGACAGAGCUGAAAAGGACAGCGGGCUCCUUUAUGUGUCUCCCUCUCUUGCAGCCGCAGCACCACACGCUGUCGUGGCAGGCCAAGAAACUGGAGCCUCUGAGGACAUGCACACGACCAAUCCGUCUGGGACUAUCCAAGCGAGCCAAACCCAAAACCCUGCACUGUCUCCACCCUUACAAAUGUACCAAAUGAAGUUGUCGAGUGUUCACGGGACUGUUUGUAAGUCACAGUCCAUCGUUUAUUGGACAGUUGUGAGUGUCGUCUGGUAAGUAAAAUCUUCUCUAUUUGCAACUUACACCCAUGAAACGUUUAAAAAGCAAAAGCUUGUUUUAACUUCCCAAUAUUUAAAUUUUUUACGACCCAUUUUGAACCGUUAAUAUGACUUUAAAAAGUUUGUGAAUCAAUAUUUAUAUACAACAUUUAUGGUUUAAAGAAUUCCAAAACUUACAUCACAUUGCUCAUUAUGCUUUUUUCCGUAGGCGUUUUGAUACAAUAUGCAACUUGUUCAAUGUUUGCGUAGGAGUACUUAGUCAGGCUACAUGCAAUGUUUUCUGGCAUUCUGUUUUGCUUUUCAUUAAAAGCCUUCCACAACAUAGCCUCCAGGAAUUAUAUUGGUGCUUGGAUGGAAUUGAGCCUCGGUUUCACAGAACUGGACAUGUUUAUGAAAUGAGCACGAUACCAGCAUGCAGUGCAUGAGUAUGAAAAGUCAAACAGGAAAACAAGGAUUGCGAAAAGCCUGACAUUAAGCUUCAUGUCUUAUUUGCUUCUAAUGCAAGCUAAUGUUUGUGUACCUGUGCAUCACGGCACUCAUCAGUGAUAUAUAAGAAUAAGCAACAUUUUAUGAAUAACAGCUUUACUUUAAAGCAGGACUGUCCAAACUUUUUGACAUGGGGGCCACAUUGGGCUAAAACUAAUUAUUAUACAUAUAUAUACAUAUAUAUAUAUAUAUAUAUAUACUAUAUUGCCAAAUGUAUUUGACCACCCAUCCAAAUGGUCAGAAUCAGGUGUCCUAAUCACUUGGCGUAUAAACAGGUGUAUAAAAUCAAGCACUUAGGCAUGGAGACUGUUUCUACAAACAUUUGUGAAAGAAUGGGCCGCUCUCAGUGAUUUCCAGCUUGGAACUGUCAUAGGAUGCCACCUGUGCAACAAAUCCAGUCGUGAAAUUUCCUCGCUCCUAAAUAGUCCAAAGUCAACUGUCAGGUUUAUUAUAAGAAAAUGGAAGAGUUUGGAACAACAGCAACUCAGCCACCAAGUGGUAGGCCAUGUAAACUGACAGAGAGGGGUCAGCGGAUGCUGAAGCACAUAGUGCAAAGACUUUGUGCACAGUCAGUUGCUACAGAGCUCCAAACUUCAUGUGACCUUCCAAUUAGCCCACGUACAGUACGCAAAAAGUUCCAUGGAUUGGGUUUUCAUGGCUGAGCGGCCAUACAUCACCAAGUCCAAUGCAAAGCGUGGGAUGCAGUGGUGCAAAGCACGUCGCCACUGGACUCUAGAGCAGUGGAGACGCCUUCUCUGGAGUGAUGAAUCACGCUUUUCCAUCUGGCAAUCUGAUAGACCAGUCUGGGUUUGGAGAUUGCCAGGAGAACGGUACAUUUCGGACUGCAUUGUGCCGAGUGUGAAAUAUGGUGGAGGAGGAAUUAUGGUGUAGGGUUGUUUUUCAGGAGUUGGGCUUGGCCUUUUGGUUCCAGUGAAAGGAACUUUGAAUGCUCCCUGAUACCAAAACAUUUUGGACAAUUCCAUGCUCCCAACCUUGUGGGAACAGUUUGGAGCGGGCCCCUUCCUCUUCCAACAUGACUGUGCACCAAGCAAGGUCCAUAAAGACAUGAAUGCCAGAGUCUGGUGUGGAUGAACUUGACUGGCCUGCACAGAGUCCUGACCUGAACCCGAUAGAACACCUUUGGGAUGAAUUAGAACAGAGACUGAGAACCAGGCCUUCCCGACCAACAUCAGUGUGUGACUUCACCAAUGUGCUUUUGGAAAAAUGGUGGAAAAUUCCUAUAAAGACACUCCACAACCUUGUGGACAGCCUUCCCAGAAGAGUUGAAGCUGUAAUAGCUGCAAAAGGUGGACCGACAUCAUAUUGAACCCUACGGGUUAGGAAUGGGAUUGCACUUCAAGUUCAUAUGUGAGUCAAGGCAGGUGGCCAAAUACUUUUGGCAAUAUAGUGUACAUAUAUAUUAAGGCUGUCAAAGUUAACACGAUAAUAAUGCGUUAACAAUAAGGGCCUUUAGCGGUGAUAAAAAAAAAUGUAUGCGCCAUUAACGCCCUGACUUCUUUUGGACCCACGGCCUAUUCCAUAGCGUGGGAAAAUGUAAUGGCAAAAACAGCAAGCAGAAAUGUACAAAACAAUUGGGACAUUCUAGAAGUCUCAGGUCAUGCCAUGACAAGUCGUUCUAAGGAAAUGACAAUUUUAUCUUCCAUUGCCGUGAGACGACGACAUUGGAACGAAUGCUGCUGGCGAGCUGUGCCACUUGUAGAGAGGAGGAGCUUCCUGUCCGUGUUUACAUUACAGUUAAGUGCAUUAAUAACAUAAAAUGUAGAUUGUUACUCAAACUGCUUUAGUAAAAUGGAAUAAAAGCUCAGCAGAAACAAAGACGGUAGCGAGGAAGUCUAAAGUCACUUUUAUCGGAGACUUUCGUCAAAAUACACUACCGUUCAAAAGUUUGGGGUCACCCAAACAAUUUUGUGGAAUAGCCUUCAUUUCUAAGAACAAGAAUAGACUGUCGAGUUUCAGAUGAAAGUUUUCUUUUUCUGGACAUUUUGAGCGUUUAAUUGACCCCACAAAUGUGAUGCUCCAGAAACUCAAUCUGCUCAAAGGAAGGUCAGUUUUGUAGCUUUUGUAACGAGCUAAACUGUUUUCAGAUGUGUGAACAUGAUUGCACAAGGGUUUUCUAAUUAUCAAUUAGCCUUCUGAGCCAAUGAGCAAACACAUUGUACCAUUAGAACACUGGAGUGAUAGUUGCUGGAAAUGGGCCUCUAUACACCUAUGUACAUAUUGCACCAAAAACCAGACAUUUGCAGCUACAAUAGUCAUUUACCACAUUAGCAAUGUAUAGAGUGUAUUUCUUUAAAGUUAAGACUAGUUUAAAGUUAUCUUCAUUGAAAAGUACAGUGCUUUUCCUUCAAAAAUAAGGACAUUUCAAUGUGACCCCAAACUUUUGAACGGUAGUGUAUGUCAAGUCUUUUCUCAUACCAAUCACACAAGUCCGGCUUCACAAUAACGGGCUAUGCUUCACAUCCGGUCUAACCACAAAACAACGGAAAGUAGUCGUACAAUACGAUACAGCUUUGUCAAAGCUGUUUGUAAUGAUAUUCUGUGAUAUUUCUACCUGAGUAAAUGUUUUCUGGCAGAUUGAAAUAAAGUGUAUUGUAAUAUGUACAGAACAUCAGAAGCAUUUAUUCAGGUCGAAAUAUCACAUUAUACGUUACCAAACAUCUUUGACAGUCAAAGCAUGAUCACAACAAUUCACAUUUUGUGUUAUUAAUGUGUGAAACUGCUAUCUAAACAUGCAAGUGUAGCUCCUCCUCUAAAUGCAAGUGCUCCUACAGCAGGAAUACAAAUUCUGUAAUCCCACAAAAUACCAAAUCUGGCAAGACACCUACAUACUGCAGGUAAUUUUUUUAUUGUCUUUAAAAGCUUGUUCAUGUGCUUUUUGUGGUUAGCUUUUAAAAAAAUGAUAAUGUGAAAAAAAAAGUUAAUUAAAGCAAACUAAUUGUCUUUUAAGCAAACUUAAAAAUUAUCCAUCAUACAUUUGUUAAUGACGAAAAUUUUUAUCUAUUUGCAAUUAUCUCGAUUAAUUUUGAGUUAAGUAUGAAGAAACUGCAAUUAAUCGCAAUAAAUAUUUUAAUCGUUUGCACAGCCCUAAUAUAUAUAUGUAUACAUAUAUAAAUCUUAAUGAAUAUAUAAUGAAUAAUUAGUAUAAUUGGAUAUCAAGAGAAUGUGAAAGUUUGACUCUGACCUUGUUUACUUCCGUUACAACCUCCUUAAAGUUUUGUAAUCAAUCAGAAAUAUUAAGCAGCUAAAAUGCGCCAAAUAUGGAUAAGUGUGCAGAGUGUUUUGCAUUUUUCCCAUCAGGCAUUGUAAAGGAUUUAAAUGGGGGUCAUUUUGAAAAAUGUAUGGAGCAAGGACGUUUUUUAUGAUAUCCACAAAGUUCAGUGAGCAGGUUGUAUUAUGUGUGACCAUGCGUGUGGACUUUUUGUGAUGGUAACCUUUUUUUAGUGCCAUAAGUGGAAAAGGUUGUUUGGAUUGGGUCAUAUACUGUAAGUAAAUACUGUGCUGUAUAUGUGUCUAGUUCAAUUCAUGGUCAUUGAUCUGAUUCACUCACAAAGUCCACAAGAUGGUGUCAACGCUGUCGCAAUUAAACUGGCAGUUAUAUCAAAUUAAGCAGGCCUGAGUACUUAAUAAACUUGUGAUGUCUGGCGGGCUUAACUGAAGACGCUGCAGUUUGGACACCCCUGCUUUAAAGGAAACCUGUGAGGAUUAUCUUUGUUUAUGAUUUAUAAAUGUUGUUACAAUGUUGACAGUAAUGUUAAACAAUCCCAAAGUGUCAAAUCAUAACACUGUAUUGGAUGCCUGUGUUUUUUGUAAUAUUUUUUUAACUGUGUCAUUUGUAACGUCACACUUUGACAGGCGUACUCUCAGGAUUAUUCUAGUUAGUGUAUGCUGUGGGGAUGUGGAAGAAACCAAUUCGUAUUUUUAUUAGGAUUCUGAAUCGAUUCAAAAUAUUGAAGAAUGGAUUUUAAAAAGACGUUUUUAGGCCCUCUCCGCACUUACUCGCUGCGUGUAUAUGUCAAACUUUAGCACAGGGAUGUCCAAACUUUUUCCACUUUGGGCUGCUGAUAUGGAAAAUGUACCAAAGCAGCAUUUCAUCAACAAAACAAAUAAUACAUUGACUUCAUGAAGCCAACCCAACAGAGUAGGCGUAGUCAGAGGAGGAGGCUGUCUCAUCAAAAUAUUAUCCCGCGGAUAAUAUGUGGAUUUCUGGAGUAUUUUAUUAAAUAGCACAACUAAAGUGCCCCACUGGAAUUCAAUAUCAAUUUAAAAGUUUUGGAAAUGGGCAGCCUUGGGCCCUUUAAAAUACACAAUGACCUCACCUAGUUUUUUUCUAUGGUGUCUUUUUUAAUUCAAGGUACAUUAAAUAAAUGAAAUUUCACACCCACAUGAAAUUGGGUCCAUAGUCCAUGACCCUGACUUACUGUUUAAUCAAAUUACAUUGUGAAAGUGGACUCGCGCUGCAGUGAAAUUGGGACAAUAGAUUGCAUAAAACAGUUGAGCUGUUGGUGCGUUCCGCUACAAAGAAGGCAAAUGUUUUAGUGAUGUGCCAUACCACUGCGAUAUUGUGCAAAUAUACCCAACGUGUCUGUGAAACUUUUAAAAGGUGUGUAUUUUCAAAGAAUAACAUAUCUAUCUAAAAAAACAACAACAGUAAAAUUGAAGAAAAAGGAGCAAACAAUUGGAAUGCAAUGAUAAAAUGUUUAAACUACUGAUAAUAUUAUACUUAGUCACCUGUAACACAAAGUUAUGUCUUUAAAUACAAAACACAAAACCAGUUAAGUUGACAUGUUUUGUAAUUCGUAAAUAAAAACAGAAUACAAUAAUUUGCAAAUCCUUUUCAACUUAUAUUCAAUUAAAUAGACUGCAAAGACAAGAUAUAAUGUUCGAACUGAGAAACUUAAUUUGCAAAUAAUCAUUAACUUAGAAUUUAAUGGCAGCAACACAUUGCAGAAAAGUUGGCACAGGGGCAUUUUUACCACUGUGUUACAUGGCCUUUCCUUUUAACAACACUCAGUACAUGUUUGGGAACUUAGGAGACCAAUUUCUGAAGCUUUUCAGGUGGAAUUCCUUCCCAUUCUUUCUUGAUGCACAGUUUUAAGUUGUUCAACAGUUCGGGGUCUCCGUUGUGGUAUUUUAGCCUUCAUGGGCUUUUCAAUGGGAGACAGGUCUGGACUACAGGCAGGCCAGAAUAGUAUCCGCACUCUUCUACUAUGAAACCACGCUGUUGUAACACGUGGCUUGGUAUUGUCUUGCUGAAAUAAGCAGGGGUGUCCAUGAUAACGUUGCUUGGAUGACAACAUAUGUUGCUCCAAAACCUGUAUGUACCUUUCAGCACUAAUGGUGCCUUCACAGAUGUGUUAGUUACCCAUGCCUUGGGCACUAAUACACCCCCAUACCAUCACAGAUGUUGGCUUUUGAACUUUGCGCUUAUAACAAUCCGGAUGGUUCUUUUCCUCUUUGGUCCAGACUAUGUCCACAGUUUCCAAAAACAAUUUGAAAUGUUGACUCGUCAGACCACAAAACACUUUUCCACUUUGCAUCAGUCCAUCUUAGAUGAGCUCGGGCCCAGCGAAGCCGGCAGCGUUUCUGGGGGUUGUUGAUAAACGGCUUUCGCUUUGCAUAGUAGAGUUUUAACUUGCACUUACAGAUGUAGCGACUAACUGUAGUUACUGACAGUGGUUUUCUAAAGUGUUCCUAAGCCCAUGUGGUGAUAUCCUUUACACACUGAUGUCGCAUUUUGAUGCAGUACCGCCUGAGCGAUCUAAGGUCCGUUAUAUCAUCGCGUACGUGCAGUGAUUUCUCCAGAUUCUCUGAACCUUUUGAUGAUAUUACAGAUCGUAGAUGGUGAAAUCCAUAAAUUCCUUGCAAUAGCUCGUUGAGAAAUGUUGUUCUUAAACUGUUCGACAAUUUGCUCACGCAUUUGUUCACAAAGUGAUGACCCUCACCCCAUCCUUGUUUGUGAAUGACUGAGCAUUUCAUGGAAGCUGCUUUUAUACCCAAUCAUGGUACCCAUCUGUUCCCAAUUAGAAGUAAUGGGCACCCCUGGCAAUGGCUAAAAUAAAAAUAGCUUAUUCUGGAGGCUACAAUACAUAAUAAUACUUGAUUUUGUUUUCAUCUAAAGAACCCUUAUUUUAAAUGUGUGACGGCUUUUAUUUUGCCGUGGUAAAUGUAUUUUCCAAUGAAUACGUUCCACAAAAGAAGAGUUCACAUCAUAGUUGUCAUGUUGAUUAUUUUUGAUCAAGUGCUGAAACUGAAAGGAUAAUGCAUAACGCAUUAGUAUAUUUUCAUUAGAUGUAAUGGUAAGUGGACGUUAUCACAGUGAGGGAGUUCCCAGAACAUUCUUGUGCUCAUGAGAGCGCUUGAACAUGCAAAACACACCCUCACACCAAUUGAAUCAAGCAUGAUUUGAUUUAUUUGCAUGGUUCCUUUGCAGGAGGAAACCUGCUGUAUAUCUUAGAAAGCUUAUUAUUAAAGCUUGACAAUAGUUAAUAGGCAUGAAAUUCACAAAGCAGUUAAUAUAAUGCUUUGAAUUACUACUUUCCACUUCGGCCUGGGCUUUUUUAAUUUCAGACAACAAACAACUUGUAAGAAAUGAUUGUGUACUCGCUCAUUUGCUGGGAAAACAUGACAGCUGUGUGCGCCACAGUAUCUGCUCGGUGCCUCCGUGGGCAACAAAAUAUCUUUACAGUGCUCACAGCUUUCAACCAGUGUACACAGUAUCACAGUUGCAGUGUCAAGCUGUCGCUGUGCUGCAUCGCUGCAAAGCAAACACACAUUGCAGCACCGCACUGUAUGUGCACACAACCAGACCUGUAUGUGUUGCCCUUUGCAGAUCAGAAUUAAAAUCAGAAUCAGAAUAGUUUUUAUUGCCAUUGUUUGAGAACGGGUUCACAAACUAGGAAUUUUUCUUGGUGCAAUCGUGCAACAUAAAACACAUAUAACACAGAAUAGGUAAUAAAAAGAGCUGUACUGAGCUAUCAGAUCUUGUUAUUGUUCAUGUGCCUGAUGGCCGAGGGGAAAAAAAUGUUCAGGUGGCGGGAGGUGUGGGUCUGGAUGGACCGUAGUCUCCUGCCUGAGGGAGAGGGGAGAAUAGUUUGUGUCCAGGGUGAGAAGAGUCAGCUGUGAUCCGACCCACACGCCUCCUGGUCCUGGAGGAGAACAGGUCCUGGAGGAUCAAUUGGAGAUCAAUACCAAUCGCCAGGCUUAGACAUACUCCUACCACCCACUAAGAGUAUCCAUCCCUUGUGCACACUUGAACCAAAACUCCUGGAUUAACAUAUCACAUCUAAUCACAUUGAUGUAUUUAUUGUGGGAAUGUCCAAGCAUUCACACAUAUAAGAUUCUACACAAAAAAAAUCAUCUAUUUAUUAUUAUUAUUAUUUGUGGAAAUGUCCAAGCAUUCACACAUAAGAUUUUACAUCAAAAAAAUAAUUUAUUUGUUAUUACUGUAUUAUUCCGCCGCAAAAGUUUGGCACAGUUCUUAUCCGAUCAAAGUCGUUCGAUGAUUAUGAAAACGUUUGGCUCGACUGGAAAUCUUGAGCCCCAAAAAAUUUUCUAAAAUAUCCCAGAUUACUCAGAAUUCACGUUUAUCCGAGACGUUUUGAAAAUGAAUGGGCCGUUUUUCGAACGUGCACAAUUCCCACAUUUCUCAACCGAUUCGAACUGUUCCACCAUCCUCACACUCCACUCACUCCACUCACCAAUCAAACUACCAUUUUCCAGGAAUUCCCAGAAUUCCCGAUUUUCCCCGGCAGCUGAGUCUGCCAGCACCUCCGCUGGCAGUGUGCCCAGACACGCCCCUGCUCGCACUGAGCGCAGCACGCCCACCCAGCGACAAAGCUGCAGGCAAUCGCAAAUCCGCGCACCU
Messenger RNA from Entelurus aequoreus (snake pipefish), 11411 nucleotides. RefSeq lists its product as uncharacterized. Bases 223 to 2961 code for a protein of 912 amino acids. NCBI's taxonomy places the organism in Eukaryota, Metazoa, Chordata, Actinopteri, Syngnathiformes, Syngnathidae. The transcript is spliced from 5 exons. The record is from RefSeq and is a predicted model, not a curated record.